ACAACUAUAACUGUAAAGUCUUGUUACUAUCAUUUUUGUUAUGAUUGACAAAUGAUGAUUUACUUGUACGCUUUAUAUUUAUUAUUUUCACAAGAUGACAGUGAUGGUAUUUUUCACUCGUAGUUUUCUGCACUUGGUACUAUGGCCUCGAAUCAUGCCAUCUCAACUUACAGAGGAGAGUGGAAACCAAUUUACAGCAAUCGCAGAUUUUUACGGAAAGCACAAGUCCUUCGUAUUGAAGAUCCUUUUGAGCAAACUGAAAAUGCUGCUAGAGCUGUUGACACCGAAGGGCUUGCUAUGAUAUCACAGACAUUCUCAGACAUGCACAGGAAGCUUUCAUCGCGCUCUGCACCCUUGGAUCGGACAUUAUUGCUUGACAAUCUUGUAAGACCUGAAAUCAAAUCAGAUCUUGAGCAUCGAAGAGUGCCAAUGAACCCAAGAUGAGUUCCUUCCAUCUGUGAAUCGGACGCAGCAGCCUCACGAUUGUUCGGCAAAGCCAGAGAGUAGUCAAUACCGUUUUGUUUGAAGAUAGGAUGAGAACCAUCAAUCACAAUGGUCAUGCAAUGGUAAGUUAGCUGUGAUACUAUGACAAAUUUGGUAUGUUGGAUGAUGUUUGGAAUGUGAUCACCAAAACUUUUCUGCUUUAA
Messenger RNA from Dendrobium catenatum, 647 nucleotides. RefSeq names its product protein HESO1-like. The record is from RefSeq and is a predicted model, not a curated record. The transcript has 2 exons. Lineage: Eukaryota; Viridiplantae; Streptophyta; Magnoliopsida; Asparagales; Orchidaceae. Bases 142 to 444 code for a protein of 100 amino acids.